AUGAGUCGACGGCAGCAUGGCGGCAGCGGGAGCAGCGCAGGCGGUGGAGCAGCAGCAGCAGCAGCAGACGAUGCGAUCGAGAAGCAGAAUGAGAAUGCUCUUGGAACACUUCACUCCAAGCUCCUGACACUGAAGAAUGUUACGAUUGCGAUCAAGGAUGAGGUUAAUGAUCAGAACAGGGCUCUGGAUCAAAUGCAAACUGGAAUGGGCUCGACAGAUAACCUUUUAUCUUCCACUUUGAAUCGGAUGGGGGUCAUGUUUGACAGCAAUGGAAGCAAAUCAACGUUUGGUCUAGCAUGUUUGAUAGUAGUGGUGUUCUUUACGAUGUAUUAUGUAUCUCGUUGGCUUCUUUAUGACAAGUGA
Molecule: messenger RNA, 363 nt
Organism: Guillardia theta CCMP2712
Lineage: Eukaryota; Cryptophyceae; Pyrenomonadales; Geminigeraceae
Gene: BET1A
Product: Bet1 protein A
Exons: 6
Coding region: 1-363 (120 amino acids)
Source: RefSeq, a predicted model, not a curated record